Leptosia nina is the source of this 1842-nucleotide messenger RNA. The record is from the annotation of a GenBank genome assembly. Lineage: Eukaryota; Metazoa; Arthropoda; Insecta; Lepidoptera; Pieridae.
AUGAAACGAAUACUAAUCGUUUUUCUUCAUAUAUUAUUCACUGCGAAAUUAAGCUCCUCAGAAUGUAACAUUCCAAUAGUUUUAAGAAACUCGUGGUUUUCUUUCGAAAAUGGGCAGCAGACAACAACCGAUAUAAAUGCUUACGAAAUGACGGGCAGAGGUGUGUGUGUUAAUAUCAAAGCAGAGUCUCAAUCGAAUUACACAAUGGUAUUCAAAUAUAUAAACUGCUACUAUUGUGUGAAACUUGUAGUAAGAACAGUUAAUGUACUGGAGAAGAUUGAGAGCACAUGUGUAGAUUUGGAGCCUCAUGAAGAACCAACUGUCGAAAGAGUCUGUAAAAACCUGAAUCCUGAUCAAUAUUUCAUUACUUUGUUUGCUGAGAAUUUUGUUCCAGUUAAUUGUCGUUCAUCACUUGAAGGAGUAUGGCAGUUUGCUUAUCAAAACAGGUUCAGGUUUACCGGAGAAUGUAGCCACCCAGAAGCCCAGAUAAAAUCUUGCCAGACGGCUGGUACUCAGUUCUUGAUUACGAAUCAGAAAUUUAAUAUCACUUAUAGAAAGUGUUCCGGUAUGUCAGGAACUUUUGAAGGAGUUGUGGAGUAUAGUUGUUUAGGUCAUUGGUUUGUGAAUAAAAAUCAGUUCUUCGCCGUCGCUAACACCAAGGAAUCUCGUAAAGAUGAGAGAUACCGGUGCUUCUUGAGGAAUAGAGAUGACGACUUGUACAUUGGAGCUUCUAUUACUCCCCAAUGCAGUACUUUGAAAACUGUAGAAAAGUCACCGGAGAGAUACAGGAUUACUCCUGUUAAGGCUGAAGUGGUAGAGCCUGGCUGUCGUUUACCUCAGAACUUUUCUGGUGAUUGGAUUAAUACUGCAAAUAUUGAUGCUGAUGUAUUCAUCAACGAAACUCAUAUAAUCGAAACAUAUUAUCCAGAUGAAGGAAGAUAUAGACGGACUAUUUAUGUUUGCAGAGAACAACGCGACAGCCGAGUGAUGAUGGCGCGUUUGACGGUGGAUGGAUGUCAGAAGGAUUAUGUUUGCUUUGAUUUUGUACCUCAACAUCACAAUGUUAUAAGAUACCGUAAAGGAUUAGCAAUGACCCAGAAUAAUUUCCACACAGUAUGUUCAUGGGUGCAAUUCCAGAAUAAACAAAAAUGGCGCUACGAUAUUUUCCUGAAGAAAGACCCGACGCCGAUACGUUGUCCUGUCGCUGGAAAAUUCAAUUUCACACAAAAGGGCGAUGUCAAAUUCGAAACCAGGAUUCUUGGUGGAGUAACAUUGAGUCCCCGACCGAAUCUGUACUGUAAAAUUAACAUAAGUGAUUUCUCAGUUUGCGAUGUCGAUCAAAAGACAGUACAGAUAAAGGAAAAUUACUGUCUAUCUGUGGACCAUUUGGGAAGACCAGUGGAUAUUUACAGUGAUCCAGAUUAUAAGAUGAAGUGUAUUGGAUACUGGAAGGAGAAUUUGAAGUCAUAUCUCAUUACAUAUGAUGAACUUGACCCGUUUUCCAAGUACAGAUGCUGGGUGUAUCAAAGAGCCGAUCUUAAUAGGGUGCUAAUGUCCCAAGCCCUGGGAGCGUACUGCGAUUUGAAGCAAGAUGUGACAUCAUGGAACUACACAGAGGGCGCUGCAGUCGCUGUAGAAAUGGAGGAGUACGAGAGAGAGCGCGAUCAGUGUCCUAUGCACUUUGACGAUGGCAGUGACCCCUGGUCGACAAAGGAGAGCUUUAUUAAAGUGUUUUCGUUCACAUACUCUUUCUGGAAAAAUAACAAUAGUGCCCCGUUACAAGCAGCUAACUUGACAUUUGUUUUAGUUGUUAUCUCCCUAGUCAAGUGUCUAUUUACUUAA